Molecule: messenger RNA, 948 nt
Organism: Striga hermonthica
Lineage: Eukaryota; Viridiplantae; Streptophyta; Magnoliopsida; Lamiales; Orobanchaceae
Source: the annotation of a GenBank genome assembly
AUGUGUAAUGAAGUUUGGCUAACGAGUCCUAAUAGCAACACUUAUGCUCAAGAAAACGACGAUCACGACGCGAAAAGUCGAGUCUUUUGUACAAAAGAAGACUGUGAGGAGACUUUUGGUAUGUUUCUAGUGAAGGAGACUAUGUACUUGCCCGAACGAAGCUACUCGGAGCUUAUCAGGAGCAGCGACACGAUCCGUAAUGCUCGGUUUAAAUCGGUCAAUUGGCUCAUUACGGCUCAUAAGAGGAUGAAUUUGUGGGCUGCAACCGUUUUUCUCGCCGUGAAUUACCUCGACCGGUUCAUCUCGAUCGCUCGAUGCAGGGAUUGGAAAAGCUGGAUGUUUGAUCUAUUGUCUGUGGCAUGUUUAUCAAUUGCUUCAAAGUUUAAUGAAACAAAUGGUCACUCACUGCAUGAUUUUCAGGUGGAUUUUGUGGAUACUUGCUUUGCUCCAACUCUAAUUCAAAGUAUGGAAUUAACAGUGUUGAAGACCUUAGCAUGGAGAAUAAAUUCUAUUACUCCAUUUUCUUAUAUCCAUAUAUUGGCACAAAGUGUCGAUGACUUGACUAAACGAGCAACCGAGUUGCUACUUUGUGUCGUCUUAGAUCAUGAAUUCUUGGAGUUCAAGCAAUGUGUUGUGGCCAUGUCAGCAGUGAGGUGUGCACUUGAUCAAUGUGUAAUAAAAACAUCCACAAAAAAUGUCACAUUUGGACAUUUGGAAACUUUCAUUCCUCAAGAUCAGAAGGAUGGUAUGAUCGAGUGCCGAAGGAUAAUGGCGAAAGUAAUAGCACGGGAUCGUGAAAUUCUCAUUCGAGGCAAAAAAUCACCUGCAACUGCUUUGAAAGUGGAUUUGUACGAUUUUCGGAAUUUUUCGGCCGAUGAUGAUUCGUUCCUCAGGACUCCCGAAAUAAAUGUCGGUUCAGGUAAGAAGAGAAAGAGGGAAGAAGAAUAG